Molecule: messenger RNA, 1326 nt
Organism: Plasmodium fragile
Lineage: Eukaryota; Apicomplexa; Aconoidasida; Haemosporida; Plasmodiidae
Exons: 3
Coding region: 1-1326 (441 amino acids)
Biological process (GO): mRNA splicing, via spliceosome
Cellular component (GO): spliceosomal complex
Molecular function (GO): pre-mRNA 3'-splice site binding
Source: RefSeq, a predicted model, not a curated record
AUGAAUACCAAAAAUGUCACGCGGGAGGAAAAGAAGAAAGAGAAGGAGCUGAACGAGGCCAGGAAGGCCGGCAAAAUUGAAGCCCUGAAGGACGAAGAGGGGAAUGACAUAAACCCCCACAUGCCCCAGUACAUCAUAAAGGCCCCGUGGUAUCUGAACCAGACCACACCAGGACUGAAACACCAACGGUACAAGGGUACGGAAAAAGUGAAAAUAGAAGAGGAGAGAAACAAAAAGGUGUACGUAAAGAACCUGAAGUAUGUCUCUGAUUUUUGUAAAAACUGCGGAAGUGCAACCCACAAGGAGAAGGACUGCCUUGAAAGAACGAGGAAGAGGAAGCUUAACUUUGCCAACAGAGACAACGAUGAAGACUAUGUGUGCUUGACGCAGGACCUGGGCUACGACGGGAAUAGGGACAGGUGGGUGGGUUACAACCCGGACAACUUCGAACACGUGUACAAGGAGUAUGAAAAGAUCGUGGAGGAGAAAAAGAAGAGGAAGGCCGAGGAGCUGAAGAAGAAGUACGAGAGGAAGGCCACCACAGGGAAGAAGCGACGCGGUGAUGGGGCAGAAGCAGGUGAUGGAGGCAACGGCGGCGACGGCAGCGACAGCGAGCAUGAGGAUGAUGACGCGGACUUGGAGGAGGACGCGCCAAAGGCCGCCACCGGGGCAGACGACCCACAAAAAAGCAACGCCAACGAAAAACACAGAAACGUUGCAAGAAAUUUAAGAAUCAGGGAAGACACAGCCAAGUAUCUGUACAACCUAAGUUUGAAUUCAGCUUUUUAUGACCCCAAAAGUAGAAGCAUGAGAGAAGACCCCUUUGCAGGCAUGAGGAAAAAUUUGCCCGACGACAACAAUCAUUACAAAGGAGAAAAUUAUUAUAACAAUACAGAUGAAGCAAUUGAAUCCAAGAAGCUCGAAAUUUUCGCGUGGGACACUUAUAAGAGGGGAGAGAAUGUGCACUUCAAUGCACAGCCUACUCAACUUGAAUUAUUGUAUAAAGAAUUUUUGAAUAAAAAAAAAAAACUCAUUAAAAAAAAAGAGGAAGAUAUUGUAAAAACGUACAAGUGUGAAAAUGUUGUGUCUAAGGAUGGAGCCCUACAGGAGGAACUCACUCAGUCGGAGGUAUACACAGAAUAUAAACCAGUAGAUCAGAUCGACCCCAAAGCGAAAAGGAUUAAAAUCCUGAGUAGGUACGAGGAGGAUAUUCAUCUGUUUGAACAUUCCUCCGUGUUUGGCAGUUACUACGACAGGGAAAAAAAAAAGUGGGGGUACCGGUGCUGCCGCUCGACGAAUAAGUUCGAAAAGUGUUUCUCCUCCUGA